Molecule: messenger RNA, 3198 nt
Organism: Boleophthalmus pectinirostris (great blue-spotted mudskipper)
Lineage: Eukaryota; Metazoa; Chordata; Actinopteri; Gobiiformes; Gobiidae
Gene: vps11
Product: VPS11 core subunit of CORVET and HOPS complexes
Exons: 16
Coding region: 45-2828 (927 amino acids)
Biological process (GO): intracellular protein transport; organelle fusion; endosome organization
Cellular component (GO): endosome; HOPS complex
Molecular function (GO): protein binding; protein-macromolecule adaptor activity
Source: RefSeq, a predicted model, not a curated record
CGUGAUAUGAAGUCACAUGACAAUAACUGGACAGGCACAGCAAAAUGGCAGCGUUUUUACAGUGGAGGAAAUUUGUGUUUUUUGAUAAAGAAACAGUCAAAGACCCUGCGGAAAAUGGGAAAAACUUCACGCUUCCCCCUGGAAUAUCGGCGUGUGACUCGGGCCGGGGACAUAUUGUUCUGGCUGAUAUGGAUGGCAUGAUCUGGCUGUUGUCGCGCUCUCUACAGUUGACGUCUUUCCAGGCGUACAAACUGCGGGUGACUCACGUGUACCAACUAAAACAGCACAGCAUCCUGGUGUCUGUGGGUCAAGACGAGCACGGAAUAAACCCUCUUGUUAAAGUCUGGAACUUGGACAAGAGAGACAGUGGAAAUCCACUUUGUACAAGAAUUUUUCCUGCAAUACCAGGAAACAAACCAACAGAAGUGUCAUGUCUCAGUGUCCACGAGAAUCUCAACUUCAUGGCCAUUGGGUUCACAGAUGGCAGUGUGGUUUUGACUAAAGGAGAUAUCACCAGAGACCGCCACAGUAAAACUCUGACCCUUCACGAGGGUCCCAGUCCGGUCACAGGCCUGUCCUUCCGUCAGGUUGCCAAAGUCACGCACCUGUUUGUCGUCACCCUGGAGAAAGUCUAUUGCUACACAUUGUCUAUGAAGGAAUACCCUAAACUAGAACUGGACACUCACGGAUGUGGCCUUCGCUGCUCGGCUCUGGCAGACCCCUCCCAGGAUUCACAGUUCAUCGUUGCCGGGGACGACUGUGUGUACUUAUAUCAGCCUGAUGAGAGAGGACCCUGCUUUGCCUUUGACGGACACAAGCUGUUGGCCCACUGGCACAGAGGAUACUUGUUUCUACUUAUCAGAGACGCCAAGUCCCCAAACAACAGGUCAGGAUUUGGGAGCAGAGAAAGCUCGCCUUCAGAGAAACAGCUCUUGACGAUAUAUGACCUGGACAACAAGUUUAUCGCCUACAGCUCCUCUUUUGACGACGUUAUUGACGUAGUGGCAGAGUGGGGGUCUUUCUAUAUUCUGACAAGAGAUGGGAAGAUGUUUGUGCUUCAAGAAAAGGACACACAAACUAAACUAGAGAUGUUAUUUAAGAAAAAUCUCUUUGUAAUGGCUAUAAACCUUGCAAAAAGCCAGCACCUGGACAGCGAUGGUUUGUCAGAGAUCUUUAGACAGUACGGCGAUCACCUGUACCUGAAGGGGGACCAUGAUGGAGCCAUUCAGCAGUAUAUCCGCACCAUUGGGAAACUGGAGCCGUCCUAUGUCAUCAGAAAGUUCCUAGAUGCUCAGAGAAUACAUAAUUUAACUGCGUAUCUACAGGCCUUACACAGACAGUCUCUUGCCAAUGCGGAUCACACCACACUGCUGCUCAACUGUUACACAAAGCUCAAGGACAGCUCCAAACUAGAGGAGUUCAUCAAGACCAGUGAAAGCGAGGUGCAUUUUGAUGUGGAGAUUGCCAUUAAGGUUCUGCGCCAAGCAAGUUACCAUAGCCACGCCGUUUUUCUGGCUGAAAAACAUGAGCAUCACGAAUGGUAUCUGAAGAUCCAACUAGAAGACCUAAAGAACUACCAAGAAGGGCUGCGUUACAUUGGCCGUCUGCCGUUUGACCAAGCCGAAAGUAACAUGAAGCGUUAUGGAAAGACCCUGAUGCACCAUGUCCCUGAAGGCACCACGCAGCUUCUGAAAGGUUUAUGCACCAACUAUCAGCCCAGUGGAGACGCCGUAGACACCGCCAGCCUGGACAGAGGUCGCGUUAAUAAGGCUAAUUCUGAAGAGUUCAUUCCCAUUUUUGCCAAUAACCCACGUGAACUGAAAGCCUUCCUUGAGCACAUGAUUGAGGUGGAUCCGCGAUCUUCACAAGGAGUUUAUGACACUUUACUUGAGCUCCGUCUUCAAGACUGGGCCCACGAACGGGACCCCGAGAGGAAGAAAGUCCUGCAGGGGGAGGCACUUUCACUGUUGAGAAGUGAUCACACAGUAUUCGAUAAGGCUUUAGUUCUUUGUCAAAUGCACAACUUUAAAGAAGGCGUAUUAUAUCUCUAUGAAAAGGGCAAACUGUACCAGCAGAUCAUGCACUACCACAUGCAGAACGAGGAGUAUGGGAAGGUGGUGGAUGCUUGUAAACGCUAUGGAGAACAGGACUGUUGUCUGUGGGAGCAGGCUCUUGGAUACUUUGCUCGAAAAGAGGAAGACUGUAAGGCCUACAUCAGUGAAGUGCUCCAACACAUCGACCAGAACAAUCUGAUGCCUCCAUUACUGGUGGUGCAGACAUUGGCACAUAACUCUACUGCCACACUAUCGGUCAUUAAGGAUUACCUUAUCACCAAACUUCAGAGGGAAAGCCAACAGAUCGAGAAUGAUGAACGCAAAAUCCGUCAGUAUCGAGAAGAAACUGCUCACCUUCGUUCAGAAAUAGAAGAAUUAAAAACAAGUGCCAAGAUCUUUCAGAAGACCAAGUGCAACAUGUGUAACAGUCCCUUGGAGCUGCCGUCGGUUCACUUCCUGUGUGGACACUCUUUCCAUCAGCACUGCUUUGAGAGUUACGCUGAGAGUGAAGCCGAGUGUCCCACCUGCACCCCGGAAAACCGCAAAGUCAUGGAUAUGCUGCGCGCACAAGACCAGAAACGAGACCUGCAUGAUCACUUUAAUAAUCAGCUGCGUUCCUCUAAUGAUGGAUUCUCGGUGGUGGCCGAUUACUUUGGUCGAGGCGUCUUUAAUAAACUCACACUGGUCACGGACCCUCCAGGCAGUAAAAGUGUGAGCAACCUUGAAGUCAACCUCCAGAGAGAUCUGCUUAUUCACACCAAGAGGAACAACUAGAAAAUUCCUCUCAUCUAAAUGCAUCUGUAUUAUCUGUAUGAGCAUCCUAAUGACCUGAGCUGCCUGAGCAUCUCACUUAAUUAGCUGUUUAUGUGACUAAUGAUUGACUGUCAUUUUAUACAGAAAAGUGUCUACUGUAUAAAUGUGCAUAAAAGCAUCUGUGAAAAUGUUUUAAACACAUUAAGUCAUUGACUUCAACAAUGCACAGCCUUGAACACAUUAAGAUGACCCUUAAAUAUUAAAUAUCCUUACACAAUAUGUUUGUGUGUAGUAGGGCAGAUGAAGUUGUUUUUUAUUUCUCAUUUUAUUAUGUUGCUUACUGAAAAUUUGUGGAACAAAUAAUAAUAAAUGUAUUAUAGUCCCAAGCAAA